CCCUUGAAUCUAACAACAAAGUAAGAAUAUUAACAAUAAAUAAUAUAUAAAAUGUCUGCAGCAUCCUCCAUCACCGCAAUCCACGUCGAGAACAUUGAGUUCCCAGCGGUGGUUACCUCUCCGGUCACCGGCAAAUCAUAUUUCCUCGGCGGGGCAGGUGAGAGAGGGUUAACUAUCAAUGGAACUUUCAUCAAGUUCACUUGCAUAGGAGUAUAUUUGGAGGACAAAGCAGUAGAAUCUCUUGCCACUAAAUGGAAGGGUAAAACCUCCGAAGAGUUGCUUGAAACCCUUGAUUUCUACAGAGACAUCAUUUCAGGUCCAUUUGAAAAGCUAAUUAGAGGAUCUAAGAUUAAGGAGCUGAGUGGUCCUGAGUACUCAAGGAAGGUUAUGGAGAACUGUGUGGCACAUUUGAAAUCUGUUGGAACAUAUGGAGAUGCAGAAGUUGAAGCUAUACAAAAAUUUGCAGAAGCUUUCAAGAAUGUCAAUUUUCCACCUGGUGCUUCUGUUUUUUACCGGCAAUCACCUGAUGGAAUACUAGGGUUAAGUUUCUCAAAAGAUAUAAGUAUACCAGAAAAGGAGGAUGCAAUUAUAGAGAACAAAGCAGCUUCGUCUGCAGUGUUGGAAACUAUGAUUGGUGAGCAUGCUGUUUCUCCUGAUUUGAAGCGUUGUUUGGCUGCAAGAUUGCCUGCAUUGUUGAAUGAGGGUACUUUCAAGAUUGGGAAUUGAUGGUUUUUCAUCUUCAAAAGUGUUGCAACACAAGCUUCAGAGCAUGUGCUUUUUUUUUUUAAUGUCUACACUUGUUUUUUUGUAUUCAAUAAUAGUAUGAAACCAAAUGAAAGAUCUUACUUUCUGUUA
Molecule: messenger RNA, 855 nt
Organism: Lathyrus oleraceus (garden pea)
Lineage: Eukaryota; Viridiplantae; Streptophyta; Magnoliopsida; Fabales; Fabaceae
Product: chalcone--flavanone isomerase 2
Exons: 3
Coding region: 52-726 (224 amino acids)
Biological process (GO): flavonoid biosynthetic process
Molecular function (GO): chalcone isomerase activity
Source: RefSeq, a predicted model, not a curated record